CUGCCGCCGGAAAAGCGGCGGAUAGGCCAUGUAUUUCAAGACGAUUUGCUUUUUCCACACCUGACCGUGCGUCAAAAUCUCCUGUAUGGGUAUCAAUUUCUCGCGCCGUCAGAACGCAAAUUUCAUCCCAAUGCUAUUGUCGAUCUGCUCGAGUUAAACACCCUGCUCGACCGCCUUCCGAAUCUCCUCUCAGGCGGCGAACGCCAGCGCGUCGCCCUGGGCCGAGCCAUACUGACUUCUCCCAGACUGCUCAUCAUGGAUGAACCCUUGACCGCGCUCGACCAGGAGCUCAAAGACCGCAUCAUGCCCUAUCUGCGCCACAUUCGCACAAAUUUGGGCAUACCCAUGCUCUAUCAUACGUUCUGCCACGCAUUGUGA
Geodia barretti is the source of this 378-nucleotide messenger RNA. NCBI's taxonomy places the organism in Eukaryota, Metazoa, Porifera, Demospongiae, Tetractinellida, Geodiidae. The record is from the annotation of a GenBank genome assembly.